Messenger RNA from Pichia membranifaciens NRRL Y-2026, 1215 nucleotides. RefSeq lists its product as hypothetical. Gene Ontology annotation, cellular component: nucleus. Lineage: Eukaryota; Fungi; Ascomycota; Pichiomycetes; Pichiales; Pichiaceae. The coding region runs from base 1 to 1215 and encodes 404 amino acids. The record is from RefSeq and is a predicted model, not a curated record. The transcript has a single exon.
AUGGACAUCAAUGAUGAACGGCUGAACGAUAUCACAAACUACGUGGUCGAUUUGCGAAACAACGAUGUCUUUAUCCCUACAGACUUGUCCUCGGAAAACGAACUACCAAACAACAAUAAUGGCAACACCACACGGACGGCAUAUUUAGUCGUUGAUACAAACUUCAUACUAAGCCAUUUGUCUUUGCUAGAUGAUCUGGAGCGACUGUUGCACACUAAAUACAUGGGUACAUACCAGAUAGUUAUUCCAAAACAGGUUGUACACGAGCUGGAUGGAUUGAAAGACGCAGAUCGGACCAUCGACUCCAGGCAUUCAAUUUCUCGCCUGGCACGAUCAGCAAUAGACUGGUGUUACUUGCAUUUCCAUGAAUCGAUGCCUACAGUUACAGGGCAGCGACUGCAUGAAAGGAUAGAUAAAAAUGCCCUGAAAGACAAUGCAAUAUUGGAUUGCUGCUUAUACUUUCAAAACGUGGAAAAUGGAGGAGGCAACAUGGUGGUUUUGUUGUCUAACGAUAAGAACUUAUGUGUGAAAGCAUUGGUAAAUAACGUUUUAACUAUCAGUUAUCGUUUGGGGAUGACUGCAGAUCUGAUUGCUAAUAAUGUGGUUUCGGAGCUAAACAAUAACUACAAUUUCGACGAUUCCUCAAAUCAAAUGCCACCCGAAGGCCAAUUCAACAGCAACGAUUCUAAUGUGUUAAUGAAUAAUGAUGAUAUGGAUGUUGAACCAAUUUAUAUCCAAGAAAACACAAUCGACCUUGUUCCAGACGGGCAGGAUACCUCAACGCCAAACUCUACCUCUUCUCCAUAUUUUUUCCACGAGACGUCAGAGGAAAUAUUUUCACAGGUAACAACUCUGACCCUAGAGGCCAUAAAAUACGCUGUUGAGAGCAUUUUCGAAGACGAUAUAGAAAUGGUGGGGUACGACGAUAGCAAAAUGAGAACCCUUCUCGAUGCAGCACGAUGCAUUGUCAAAAUGGGACUAUCCACGUUUUCAGAAUUUUUUGAUAGACGAAGAUUCAACCCUAUGAAAAUGUUACAGGAUAGAGGGCAGAUGCAAAUAUAUGUUAAUGUGCCCAAAGAUGUGCCUUCCCUAAAAACAUUUGUCGCAUUUUGGACUGACUUCUUAGAAGGCAUAUAUGCUAAUCGAGGCCAAAGUCAAAAGGCAGCGUUGAGCCAAAUCAUCAAUCAUUGGCAGGGCUUGAUUAAACGGCUGUAA